Penicillium taxi is the source of this 669-nucleotide messenger RNA. Its product is annotated as DUF846 domain-containing protein. NCBI's taxonomy places the organism in Eukaryota, Fungi, Ascomycota, Eurotiomycetes, Eurotiales, Aspergillaceae. The transcript has 4 exons. The annotation marks the transcript as partial. Gene Ontology annotation, biological process: vesicle-mediated transport; protein secretion. Gene Ontology annotation, cellular component: Golgi membrane. The record is from RefSeq and is a predicted model, not a curated record.
AACACAACACAUCAUCUACCGAGUUUCAUCCUCCAACCCUUCCGACAUCCCUCCUUUUUGAAGUCUUCAGGACCUAGAGGUGCUGGGUUCCUGUCACUCACCAUGGAUCAAGGAGGUCAAGGUGACCUGAACUGGCGGCUCAGUGCCCAUCCAAUCACACUGCUUGUUUUCCUGACGAUUCGCAUCGGUGCCUUGCUGAUGUACCUCUUUGGGGUACUGUUUAUCAACAAUUUUGUCCUUGUCUUUAUUCUCACCUUAUUGCUUCUCUCCGCCGACUUUUACUACCUAAAGAACAUCGCUGGUCGUCGAUUGGUAGGCCUCAGGUGGUGGAAUGAAGUCAAUAUAUCCUCUGGUGACUCGCACUGGGUCUUUGAAUCCUCUGACCCCAAUGUCCGUACAAUCACAGCCACUGACAAGCGGUUCUUCUGGUUGAGCCUUUAUGUAACGCCAGCUUUGUGGGUUGGACUCGCUAUCCUGGCUAUCCUCAGACUUGUUGGUGUGAUCUGGCUGAGUUUGGUUGGUAUUGCUUUGGUCCUUACUAUCACAAAUACGGUGGCAUUCUCCCGCUGCGACAAGUUUAGCCAAGCCUCAACAUUUGCAAACCGGGCUUUGGGUGGAAGCAUCGUCAACAAUAUCGCCGGUGGUCUAUUGGGCAGGCUCUUUAGGUAA